AUGAAGAGAAUGUUGACUACUGCUCUAGUGUUAGCCAUCCCAGAUACAACCAAGACCUUUGAGGUAUACUAUGAUGCUUCAUAUCAAGGUUUGGGUUGCGUACUAAUGGAAGAGAAGCAGCAUGUGGCUUAUACGUAUCAACAGUUAAAGGUGCAUGAGAAGAAUUACCUAACUCAUGACCUUGAGUUAGCUGCGUUGGUGUUUGCCCUUAAAACCUGGAGACACUACUUGUACGACGCGCAGUUCCAAAAGGAACUAAAUAUGCGACAGAGGCGAUGGAUGGAGUACCUUAAGGACUACGACUUUGAGCUAUUAUACCAUCCUAGUAAAGCUAACAUUGUAGUGGAUGCCUUGAGCCGAAAACGAGUACAUAUUUCCUCUAUGAUGGUAAAGGAACUAGAGUUGAUAGAGAAGCUUCGAGAUAUGAACCUGGAACUACAUAUAGGUUUUGACCAUAUCCGGUAUGGCAUGUUGAAGGUUACUAAUAAGUUUCUUGAUGAGAUCCGGGUGGAACAAGGGAAGGAUCAAGAAUUACAACAGACCAUUAGAUGGCUUGGCACAGAAAAAGGUAAAGACUACAAGAUGGGGGCAGAUGGUCUCCUUCGUUACAAGAACAAGGUGUGUGUUCCAUGGGGACUAAGAUGUGGCAAACUUUGUAGCAUCUUGCCUAGUAUGUCAAAAGGUGAAGAUACGACACAAGAGCUCAGGAGGCAAGCUGGAACCGUUAGAAAUCCCUCAGUGGAAGUGAAAUUGUCAAUGGAUAGAUUGGCAAAGCUAUAUGUUAAAGAAAUGGUCAGAUUACAUGGGGUACCAACGAGCAUAGUGUUAGACAGGGAUCCGAGUUGGAGUGAGAUGCUUCCUUUGGUGAAGUUUACUUACAACAACAGUUAUCACUCUAGCAUCGAAAUGGCACCUUAUGAAGCAUUGUAUGGGAGAAGAUGUAGGACUCUAUUGUGCUCGAAUCAGGAUGGUGAAUUUGUGGUGUUUAGUCCUGAGUUUUUACAAAUGACCACUGACAAACCGAGGAAGCUGACUCCAAGAUUCAUUGAGUUGUAUCAGAUUACUCAGAGGACUGGCCCAGUGGCCUAUGAGAUUGCAUUACCACCACAUUUGGCGAACUUGCACAAUGUCUUCCGCGUGUCACAGUUGAGGAAGUACAUUGCAAGUUCCUCUAAUGUGUUGGAAGCAAACGAUAUCCAGGUUCGAGAGGAUCUGAUGGUAGAUGCUGGACCAAUGAGGAUCUUGGACUCGUAG
This is a messenger RNA of Vigna unguiculata (cowpea), 1254 nucleotides long. The record is from RefSeq and is a predicted model, not a curated record. Lineage: Eukaryota; Viridiplantae; Streptophyta; Magnoliopsida; Fabales; Fabaceae.